AUGCCUCGUAACAGUGGGCGGUCUGCAAGGGCAAAGCGUCAGCGCGCCGCUGGGGGUGGACAAUUUGGCAAAGACCAUAUCCCGGACAGUCCAUCCGAGCUCAAGAACGAUCCCGACUUUGUUCCCAACUCGGAAGAUGAUGAAAGUGAUAACGAUGAGAUUACGGAAGGGAUGACAGAGAGCGUAAAUCCGAGGAUUGGAGACAGUGUGGAUGAAGGGAAUGGCUCGGUAUUGGGAGAAGAGCAAACCAGAGUUGAGAAGAAAGAGACACACAGCUUCUUUAAGCUGAAUUUCAGAAAAUCGAACCAAACUGAACAGUCGGCAUCGAAAAAGAAGGGAAAGGAGAAGAAGGCACCUCUGGGUGCUAUGCCUAGCUACAGUGGUACUGGGAAAACGACUUUAUGGAAGAAUAAGAAGAAAUAUAUGCAAGCAGCCAUCGGAACGAGUGCGAUUUCAGGAUUCUUCUCGCGUGCUAAACAGUUGGCCUCCGAAUUUAAAGCGCCCACGCCAGAUUUGGCUAGUGGCAGUGGAUCUGCUUUGGCGCCCAUCGAUGUCGACACCGAUUCUGAUCCAGAAAUCAUUUCGGUCGAUGCAGCGCCAAGCACGAGCUCAAUCGAGCCGGACACGAGCCAUCCAGGCCCCGAAACGGUCGUUACGGCGCCUAUGUCUGUGCCAGACUGUCAGUCCCAGGCUGUCAUCGAAGAAUUGCCUGCACCCAGCGCCGAGCCUGCGCCUCUUCCAGUCGAAGAACCGUCUUCAGCCGAGACUAUUGCAGUCCGGGAGUUGCUCGACAUAUCGAUGGAGUGGGAGCCAGCCCCAGCGCGACCGCCCUUGAGGGUAAUCUUGAUGAAGCUGAUUGCGGCUGCGAAAAAACACGGCGCUUAUUCCUCGCUUAUCAAGCUCAACAGUGUCAAAGAUUAUCUCAGCCUCGUUUACACCUACGAAAUGAACCCGCGCAUUAAGAAUCCUCGCACGAAAGCGAGUCUGGCAAUUGCAGCGAGGAUUGGGAAGGGGCCGGCCUUUGCACGUAAAAUCCGCGAACUUGCCAUUUACAUCGAUCGGUUCCACACCCUCCCACCACGUAACCGAGGCAAGCACCAUGCCCACCCAUCACUGUUGAACGAUGAACAAGUUUUUCAUGCGGUACGAAGAUAUUUGAGCGUUACGGCUGCAGGAGAGAUUACCCCACGCGAACUUGCCAACCAAGUAAACCAUGUCAUUAUCCCUGGCAUUGGUUUCGACCUUGAUGGAAAGACCAUUUCGGAACGUGGAGCUAUCCGUUGGUUGAUUAAGUUGGGUUACACCCUCUCAAACGUCAAGAAAGGCGUCUAUAUUGAUGGCCACGAGCACCCAGAUGUGGUCAAGUCACGGAAAACCUUGCUUGACAGGCUUGCUGAAGAUGAACAUUUACGAUACACUUUUGACGACAAGACCCUUGAACCCAUACCACCAAAGCUCGGCCCUGGCGAGAAAUGUCACAUCCCUGUUUUUCAGGAUGAAAGUAUUUUUCGCACCAACGAUCUCCGUCAACGGGUUUGGGUAAAGACCAAGGGGCUCAAUGGCAACGCGCCAGCCCUGCCGCUCCGUAAAAAGGGUGCUGGGCGUUCCCAAAUGCUCAACGUCACUUACCUGAAGGCCAACGCAUCCCCGAACAAGCACGGAAGAUUAUUUACCCAGGGAAGAAUGCAGAUGGAUGGUGGGAUGCGAAACAGUUUGAUUAAACAGGUUGAAACGAAGGCCAUCCCGAUCUUCGAGGCACUUUUCCCAAAUGCCGUGGGCGAGUUCUUCUUUGAUCAGUCAACAGCCCAUGCCGCCCUUGCUCCAGAUGCACUCCGCGCUCACGAUAUGAAUGUCAAACCAGGGGGAAAGCAACCGAAAAUGCACGACACCAUUAUUCCCCACAGUAAUCCCAAUCCGGCACUCCGCGGUAUCGUACAGUCAAUGGUAUUUGACGAAGAUUUACCCCCAUCACAUCCAGACUAUGAACAUUGCGGGAAACCAAAGGGAAUGCGGCGGGUUUUGGAAGAGCGAGGGCUUUGGGACAUUUUGACAGAGAAAAACGGUGGUAAGGAGAUUCCCGGUACUUGCCAGACUUGCAAACUCUCGCAGAAAGAGCGCGAGAAGCGCGAAAAGGAAGCUGCAGAGGUUAUGGCAGGUCUGGACGAGCCCGAGGAAGCCGAUUCUGAUGACAUCGAGCUCGGUUCUGGUGCUGAACUGACAGGGGCAACAUGCUGCAUGCGGAAAGUCCUGUCGGAACAGGAGGACUUUCUCAAUGAAAAGCCGUUGCUCCAGGUCAUCAUCGAGAGAGCCGGUCACAAGUGUUAUUUCCUUCCCAAGUUCCACUGUGAACUGAAUCCGAUCGAGAUGCAGUGGGGUUGGGUUAAAGGCCGUUAUCGUGCACUGGCAGAUGGCAGCUGGCAACGCGCUAAAGAGCUCGUUCCCGCGCUCUUGGAUUCUAUCGAAAUUAAGACCAUUCGGGCGUUCUUCCGCAAGACCUGGAGGUACAUGGAUGCUUACCGACAAGGACUUAAUGCUGCUCAAGCCGAGUACGCUGUUAAGAAAUACAAAUCCCAUCGUAAGAUUGGGAAAAAGAUCUAUAAGAACGUCAAUAUGCUGCUCAAUUAA
Molecule: messenger RNA, 2625 nt
Organism: Coprinopsis cinerea okayama7#130
Lineage: Eukaryota; Fungi; Basidiomycota; Agaricomycetes; Agaricales; Psathyrellaceae
Exons: 9
Coding region: 1-2625 (874 amino acids)
Molecular function (GO): nucleic acid binding
Source: RefSeq, a predicted model, not a curated record